GGGCGGGCGGGGUGUGGGGGUCCAGGGGACCCCGAGGAUGCUGCUGACGGCAGGAUGGUGUUCGAGUCCAUCGUGAUCGACGUGCUGAACCGCUUCCUGGGCGAUUACGUGGUGAACCUGGACAGCUCGCAGCUGACAAUAGGAAUAUGGGGAGGAAAUGCAGUACUCACAAACCUCGAAGUUAAAGAAAAUGCAUUGAGUGAGUUGGAUGUACCAUUCAAAGUAAAAGCUGGGCAUAUUGCCAAACUUCAACUGAAGAUUCCAUGGAAUAAUCUCUAUAAUCAACCGGUAGAUGCUAUACUUGACGGAGUUUAUUUGCUUGUGGUUCCUAGUGCCAGUAUAACAUAUGAUGCAGAGAAAGAAAGACGGCAGCUUCACGAACUCAAACAAAGGGAAUUAAAGAGAAUUGAAGAAGCAAAGCAAAAGGUUGCUGACAAAGGGAAACCAAAAGAAGAAAAGCAAGACACGUUUGUUGAAAAGUUGGUUACUCAGGUUAUUAAGAAUUUGCAGGUUCAAAUUACCAACAUCCAUAUUCGUUAUGAAGAUAACAUCACAAAUGAAAACUGUCCACUAUCGUUUGGAGUGUCACUUCAGAAUCUGAGUCUGCAGACAACAGACGUGAUUCCAUGCCUAGUUGAUGACUGUUCACACCUUGUCCAUAAGCUUAUCCGAUUGGACAGCCUCUGUGCCUACUGGAAUGUCAACACAGUGAUGUAUUCCAAACACAAUUCAAAAGAGGCCUUGAAAUACAUGAAGGAUGGAGUUGCAACUGGAGACUUUGUUCCAGAGAACUAUCAGUUCAUUUUUCGGCCAAUAUCUGCCAGAGCUAAAUUGGAGAUGAAUCCCAGAGGAGACAUUGACUUUACUUCACCAAAAACUAACUUGGAAGUAAAACUACAAGAUAUCGCCAUGGAACUCAAAAGACCUCAGUACGUCAGUAUCAUGGAACUGCUUGGAUCUGUCGAUAUGAUGUCACGAAAUCUGCCAUAUAGGAAAUAUAAACCAAAUGUUCCUUGUCACAAUAAUGCAGGAAAAUGGUGGAAAUAUGCUAUCAAUGGUAUUUUGGAAGAAGAUGUAAAGCCUGUCUUUGAAUCAUGGUCUUGGAAACACAUUCAAAAGCACAGGCAGAAAAUAAAGAGAUAUAAGGGAUGUUACAAAACAAAGAUUACAACAAUGAAACCAGAUGAUGACCUUGUGCAAGAAAUUGAUGAACUUGAAGAGGACCUUGAUUUGUUUAACAUUACACUGGCAAGACAACAAGCAGAAAUGGAGGCGAUGAAAGCGGGUUUUAAGAUUUACAGACCAGGUGUAGCUGUUGAAGACGAAAAAGGUGGAGGAUGGUUCGAUUGGAUGUGGAAUUGGGGAGGAGCAAAAGAUGAGAAACUACAAGAAACAAAAACAGGAAUCAGUGAAUUAAUGACACCUGAAGAGAAAUCCAAACUCUAUGCAGCAAUUGGAUACAGUGAAGCUGCAGUGGACCCGACUGUGCCAAAAAGAUAUGAAGCAUUGAAAAUCUAUGUGAGCCUACAAAGCAUGUCCUUUUCCAUUAAAGAAGAAAAAUUGGCGCCAACAAUUAUGAAAAUUGUUGUAAUGGAUUUAAGCACAGUGCUGACCCAGAGACCAGGAGCACAAGCAAUCAAGUUAGAAGCACAGAUAAACACAUUUGAAGUGACAGGACUACUUCAGAAUAGUUAUACACCAUGUUUACUCUCUUCACGGAAUGUUGCAGCUGAGAGUGAAGGCCCUCUGCUCAAAAUCAUGUUUGAGACCAAUCCGUUAGAUGAAAAUGCUGAUCAGCGGCUAAGGGUGGGAUCACAGCCACUAGAAAUCGUGUAUGAUGCACGAUCUGUGAACAGUUUGGUGGGGUUCUUUCAAACUCCCAGAAAUGUUGAAUUGGAACAGCUGACAUCAGCUACUUUGAUGAAGCUUGAGGAAUUCCGUGACAGAACUGCCACAGGGUUGAUGUACAUUAUUGAGACACAGAAAGUGAUCGACUUUAAAAUAAACCUCAUGUCUUCCUACGUAAUUGUUCCACAGAAUGGCCUUUUUGAUAAUUCUUCCAGCCUACUGAUUUUAGAUCUUGGUCAUUUAAAGAUGAUGAGUAGAAGUCGUACAAAUCUUCCACAACUUACAAUUGGAGAGAGUGCUUUGGAAGAUAUAAUGGCCAGAGCCUAUGAUACGUUCGACAUGCAACUGAGUAGCAUUCAGCUACUCUAUGCUAAACCACAUGAGAACUGGAAGGAAGCUCGCAAAACAAAGCGUUCUUCUCUGCACAUCUUGGAGCCCAUGGAUUUGAAACUAGAGUUCAGCAGAGCAAUGGUGAUUUCCGAUGCAAGAAUGCCAAAAUUUAAACUCUAUGGUGGAUUUUCUUUACUUUCAUUUUGUAUCUCGGAUGAAAAAUUUACAGCGGUUUUAAGCUUAAUUGACAGUAUUCCUACACCAGAAAAGCAACCAUCACCAACUGUAAAAACACUUCAGGUUCACAAAUCGCCUCCUAAUAUGACACCUCGGUCUGUACAGAGGGCAUCAAUACGAAAUGUGUACUCUUCUCUUAUAAGUGUUGCAGCUUCCAUAGAAUCAGAAGAAGAAUUCUUUGAUGCUCCAAGCUCACCUACAGAAGAUUCGCCAUUUUUCCUUGCAAGAAAUGAGUCAUUCAAAAGGGUAAACACUAUGCAACAAAAGCAGCUGAAAAAACAAGAAUCUAUGAAAAAUAUGACUGAAUUUCAAAUGGAAUUCGAAAUAACGAAGGUGUCAGUAGGAAUCUGUCGUCACAUGCAUGAUGGUGAAAACCCAGUGUUACUGUUGGAAAUAACAGGAUUGGGCACAGAACUAAAAAUUCGAACAUAUGACAUGACUGCAGUGAUAUUUUUGAAAGAGGUCUGUUUAACAUGUCCGGAACACAUAGAUACUGAAAAUAAACCAAUUUAUAUUAUCACAACAUUGGACAACUUUGAGGAUGAUCUCCUUAGCAUUGAAUAUACUAAGGCUGACAGAAAUGGACCAGAGUUCAAAACCACUUACAGAAAUACAGAGCAGCUAAUAAAGAUCAACUUUUCCUCAUUGGAUGCACAUUUGCACACUGAAGCCCUUCUGAGUUCCAUUAAUUUCCUGAAUUCACUUGUUCCGUCUUCGAAAAUCAAGGCAGGUUUGGAAGAACCAGUUCGUACUAUUGAGGAAUCAAAGAAAGAAGACACUCUUCCAAGUAAAACGACACUUUCCAAACCAGCUAAAUUUGAAGAUGUGAUCAAUCUUCAUGUAUUCGCAGAGUUGGCUUGUCUGAGAAUUUUUAUCCAAAAUAAAAUGAGAAUAAUUUCAGAAAUCAGCAUCGAAGGUCUUGAUGCAGAGGUGAUUCAGAAGAAGAAGGUGACAGAAGUGGUAGCAAUUCUGAAAAAUAUUGUAGCUGUGGAUUCAGAUGAACGUGCUCUAUAUAGAAAGGCUGUAUCAAUUACUGGGAAAGAGGUGUUCAACUUUAAAAUGAUCUCUCAUGUGGAUGCAACACAAGGUGCUACCUACACUGAUAUGAAUGCCGUUGACAGUUAUAUCAAAUUGACAGUUGGCUGCAUUCAAGUUAUCUUUGUGAAGAAGUUUAUCUCUUCUGUUUUGGAUUUUAUCAAUAUUUUCCAAGCUGGAAAAGAAGCAGUUACUGAGGCAACUGUCCAUGCAGCAGAAAAGGCUGCUUCGGGGGUGAAGGAUCUUGCAGAGCGGAGCACCCGAAUGUCACUUGACGUUCAUAUCAAAGCACCUGUUGUUGUCAUACCACAGUCUCCAGUUUCCAAAAAUGUUGUUGUUGCAGAUUUUGGUCUCAUCACUGUUCAAAACAGCUUCUCAAUCGUUGAACUAAAAUCUGUCAUGAGUGUUCCACCUGUGGUUGACACUAUGAAAGUUAAGCUGAGUGAACUGAAACUAUACAGGACAGUAUUCCAUAAUAAGGCUUUUCGUUCUGAAGUUCAUAUGCUCCAGCCUGUAAAUCUGAUAGUCAUUAUAAAACGCAAUUUGGCUGCUACCUGGUACCAUGAGAUGCCUGAUAUUGAGAUCACCGGGAUCCUGAAACCCAUGAGUUUUGUGCUUAGCCAAGAAGAUCUGAUCAUUGUGUUGAAGACUUUAAAUGAAAAUCUGAGUGAUGACUCAAUUGAACCUGGAACUGCACAGCUUGAAAAAGUAGAUCGUCCUGUUAAGAUUACACAAAGUUUUUCACAAAACUCUGCAGGAAGAACUGUAGUAACAGCUGCUGUUGUGGAAACACAGAAACCCUUAAAAAUUAAAACACAGCUGAAAUUGGAUUUUCAGUUAGAUGAACUUUCAUUAGUGCUUGACAGCCAAGCCUUGGAUCCGAUGGCAAUUCCUGAACAAAAGCGAUCUGAACAGCACCAGAUAGCACAGUUCAAAUUGCACACUGUCUCUGCUUCUGUUAAGAUGAUAUCUGAUGGAUCCAUGAAUGCUGUUGUAAAACUUUCCAACUGUAUGUUGGACGAUAAGCGACAUGCAAUACAGAAAGCUAAGUCAAGAAUGCUGGAGAUGAAAAUGAGACCUGAAAAGCAAAUAAUGCUUGAGCUAAAGUACAAACAAGGACGAGAAGGCACAUUUAUGGAAACUAUUGUAGAUGAUGUCUAUCUUUGUGCAAGCAUGGAAUUUCUACUCACAGUGACUGAUUUUUUUCUGAAAGCAAAUGAGCAAAAGUCUACAGAGCAGAAAACAAAAACACCAGUCGCACCAGUAAAAGAUAAAGCGCCAGCACAGGCUACAUCCAAAUUUGAACUCACAAUUUACGUUAGGAAUCCAGAGAUUGUUUUUGUGGCAGAUUUAACCAGAGAAGAUGCUCCAGCAUUAGUGAUGACAGCGCAAUGUGAGGUUACUAUUAACAGUGAUCCUGAUGGUCAGCAAAUGACAGCAACUGUCAGAGACCUCAAAGUUCUGGCCUGUCCAUUCAUAAAGAAGAGGAAAAGUCAAACUGCUACGGUAUUACAGCCAUGUGAUUUGUUUUUCCAAAGCAAUCAAUAUGGUACUGGUGAAAAAAACAUGGAACUGGCAAUUAAAUUGCUAAUGCUAAAAGUAUCGCCUGUUAUUAUCAACACGGUGCUCACAAUUACAUCUGCUUUGAGUCGAGCUCCUGAGAGUCCACAUGAGAAAAAUAGUCAAAACCCUUCUGAUUUAUGGGAUGAAAAGAAUGUCAAAGAUUUAAAAUUUUGGUUUUUGCAAGAUGAUAAAGCUAACAAAAGUGAGAAUACCUUGACGUCACAAUUAGUACCAACAAGUGAGAACCUAAACGUGGUGAUAGAAUUCAUUUGUGUGACCCUUGAAGCGGGUGUUGGACACAGAACCAUUCCAAUGCUCCUGGCAAAGUCAGCUUUUAAGGGGACUCUAAAAAAUUGGAGUACCUUUAUUAACCUACAGUGCAACCUUACUUCAGAGGUACACUACUACAAUGAAGUGCUUGCAGUGUGGGAACCACUGCUGGAACCAUUGGAAGUUGAAAACAGUGAAUGCUUUAGACCAUGGGAACUUUGGAUAAAGAUAAAGAAGAAAGUUGUCAAACAACAGGCAAACACGGAAAAUGAGAAGGAACUGUUCAAUGUCCCAGAAUAUAAAACUGUCAUUAAUAUCUCUUCCAAAGACCAGCUCAACAUUACAUUGUCAAAAUGUGGUUUGAACAUGCUGAACAAUUUAGGCAUGGCAUUUGCUGAAGCAGCUAGCCAAACCGCUGAAGUAUUUCAGAAAGACCAAGCACCUUUUGCAGUGAAGAAUUCCCUAGGACUUCCUGUUACCAUUUCUCCUCAUGAUUUGCUUGUCUUCAUCAAUCAAGACUUUGGACAUGAGCCAUAUGAACUGACAAUUGGAGAGAAUCUCAGCAUGGAUUACCAGCCAACCACGAGUGAAAAGGAUCAACUUUUGAACCUGACCUGUGCAGAGGCCAAUAAGCUUUUUUACAUAUCACUAACUCCUCAGGGUCACUCUACUGCUGAACAGAUUCCACUAACAAAAUUAGGCCGUCGUAUGUACAAUAUUACAUACAAUGAGUCAACUGUUCAGCGAUGCAUUAUUUGCCAGAUUGAUGCAGAUCAAGGGAGCAAGAUAAUAACAAUCCGAUCUCCUCUUCAGGUAAAGAAUCACUUUACAGUACCUUUCAAUGUAUUUGAAAAUACAAAGUCUAACCUGAAUCUACUUGGUACAGUUCAGCCAAAGCAAGAGUUCAAUCUUCCUUUACCUUCUUACAGAUCAGAUCUUUGUUUCCAGCUAAUAACAAAAAGCGAAGAGGUGUAUGAUCCCUGUGAGAUGAUCACUUUUGAUCACAUAAAGAGAAAUACAAAUGCAAUGUUUUCUCGAGAAUGUCAACUAUCUGGAUCCAGUGAGCAGCUCUCACUAAUAAUCAACUUAGUUGCCAUGCGUGAUCAACUUACAUCUGAUUUUUCAGAUGCAAUUUCUGAUGAAGAAUGUGAUGCAUAUGUUCUCCAUCUUUGGCCACCUGCAAUUCUUCAAAACCUUUUGCCUUAUUCAGUCAAUGUUUCUGUAAAGUGGGAGGAACAUACAAAACAAACAGUGACACUGGAAGAGGGACAUUCUGCCCAGCUUCAUAAUGCUGAACUGGACAAAUCCAAGUUAGAACUACACAUUCUGAAUUAUUUUGAACAUAGCUGGGAAGGAGAGUACUACAUCAAAAGCAAUCAAAAAGACAUUGAAUUUGUUAAGUUCACUGCAGUUAUUGAUAAUGACAGAUUUGAUAUGGAUAUUGCAAUCCAUUUGACCUACAAUGUUGGACAUGUCAUGCUAGCAUUGUACAGCCCCUAUUGGAUGCUGAAUAAAACUGGACGGAUGCUUCAAUAUAAAGCUGAUGAUAUUCAUCAUAAACAUCCUUUGGACUACAACAAGCCACUUCUUUUUUCAUUCAGACCCAAAAACUUUUUCCAUAAGAACAAGGUUCAGCUUAGGAUAACUGACAGCAACUUAUCUGAUGAAUUCUCUCUGGACACUGUGGCUAGCUAUGGCUGUGUUAAAUGCAAAGGAAUGAAAAAGGAGUAUCAGGUUGGCGUAAAAAUAGAUACUACCAGCUUCAACCUAACCAGAAUCGCUACCUUUACACCAUUUUAUUUGUUGAUCAAUCAUACUAAAUACAGAAUAGAAGUAACUGAAGAGACAGAAGAAAACUGGUUUUGGAUUGAUUCAAAUCAGUGUGUUCCAUUUUGGCCCGACAAGGACUGCAAGAGAUUCCUAGUCCGAGUUGAAGGAUGCAGUGCAUCACCUAAAAAGGUUUACUUCAACAAACAAGAAAAUUAUGCAUUACUACGUCUGGACAACAAAUUUGGAGGCAUCAUAGUGGAUGUACACUUGGCAGAACAUUCAACAGUGAUCACUUUCUCAGAUUACCAUGAAGGAGCUGCUACAUUCCUCAUUAUUAACCACACAAGUACAGAAACCAUUGAAUAUCAUCAGAGUUGUUCAACAGAGAAAGCAACUGAACUGCCACCAGGUAAAGCAAUGUAUUACACUUGGGAAGAUCUAACAGGAUGCAGAACACUGAUCUGCAAAUUUGGAAAUUCUACAGAACAGCUGAGUGCCGUAGAGGAUAAAUUCUCAGUGUUUGACAGCAGUAAUGGGAACAUUUAUUUGACAUCAAUUUUCGAGGGUACUCAGCGAGUUGUUGUGUUUACGAAAGACGAGAAAAUAUUUAAAGUUACAAAGGAAAAUGAGAAAGCAGAGCUUGCAGCACAGGAAAUCAAUCUCUCAUUGCAGAAUCUAGGUCUCUCACUGGUCAAUAAUUCAAUAAGACAGGAAGUGGUCUAUAUUGGCAUAACAAGUUCUGACAUUGUUUGGGAGACCAAAAUCAAAGCUAAAUCCCGCUGGAAACCAACAAGCAUAAAACAGACAAGAGAAUUGGAGAAGGUUUUUAAGGAUUAUAAGGAUUCUGGCCCCCAAAACAACCAGAUUGUUGAAUCAUGUCAUGAUUUUCAGGCUCUUCUGACUCCGACCGGUUUGGAAAUGAGAUUAUUAAAACCUUAUGAAGCAGCACUGAGAAGAAGUUAUUUACCAGCUAUAAAAGUAGAAUAUGCAGUCUCAGCUCACCAGAAAUCUCUGAGGUUUCAGAUUUACAGGAUACAGAUUCAAAACCAGCUUGGUGGAGCCAUCUUUCCCUUUCCAUUUUGCCCCAUUAUCCCUCCUAAAUCUAUCAACAUGGAUUCAGCACCAAAACCUUUUGCCGAUGUCAGUAUUGUCACAAGGUUUGCAGGAGAGUCAAAAAUACCACGUUACAAGUAUUUCAUGGUUCUCAUUCAAGAAAUGGAUCUGAAGGUAGAUCUGGGUUUCCUUUUUGCUUUGAUGGAGCUCAUCAAUCAGCCAACAGAUGAUAUUUCUGGAGAGCAAAAGGUGGAAUUGUUCCAAAAGGACCUUGAAUGUAUUCAGAUGGAGCUAAUGGAUGAUUCCUUCACAGACACGUCACCAGUCAGUUUGUAUGAGUAUUUCCACAUUUCUCCCAUCAAAUUGCAUUUGAGUUUUUCUCUCAGUGCUGGAGGAGAAGAUCCCUCCAAAGAGCAAGGAAAAUCAGAAGUGAUGCCAUUACAGUCUGUGAACCUUUUGUUAAAAAGCAUUGGAGCAACUCUCACUGAUGCACAAGAUCUUGUCUUCAGGCUUGCUUGUUUUGAACUCAACAAUCAAUUUUACACAGCACAAGAACUUCAACAGGAGGUUGUCCGACAUUAUUCUAAACAGGCAAUCAAGCAGUUGUACGUGCUAUUUCUUGGACUAGAUGUCUUGGGCAAUCCUUAUGGAUUAAUCAGAGAUUUAUCAGAAGGUGUAACAGCUUUCUUCUAUGAACCUUAUCAGGGAGCAAUCCAAGGUCCUGAAGAAUUUGUGGAAGGAAUGGCAUUGGGUGUAAAAGCAUUGGUUGGAGGUGCUGUUGGAGGUUUUGCAGGUGCUGCAUCCAGAAUAACUGGUGCCAUGGCAAAAGGUGUUGCAGCAAUAACCAUGGAUGAGGAGUACCAACAGAGGCGUAGAGAGGCAAUGAACAAACAGCCAAGUGGCUUUACAGAAGGCAUUACCCGUGGAGGAAGAGGCUUGGUCUCGGGUUUUGUAAGUGGAAUCACUGGAAUAGUGACAAAACCUAUUGAAGGUGCUCAAAGGGAAGGUGCAGUCGGUUUCUUCAAAGGGAUGGGUAAGGGUUUGGUUGGAGCCAUAGCAAGACCGACUGGUGGCAUUAUAGACAUGGCCAAUAGUACUUUCCAAGGCAUAAAAAGAGCUACAGAAACAUCUGAAGAUGCUCAGAGCCUUCGACCCCCUAGAUUUAUUCAUGAAGACGGAGUCAUUAGACCAUAUAGGUUGAGAGAAGGAGUUGGCAGUCAAAUGUUGCAGAAAAUUGAAAAUGGCAGGUUUGCCAAGUACAAGUACUUCGCCCAUAAAAAGGUUAAUGAUUCAGAUUUGUUCAUGAUUACAAAAAGUGGUGUCUUUUUUGUAACAAAAGGAACAUUUGGGCAGUUAACCUGUGAGUGGCAGUACAGCUUUGAGGAAUUUACUAAGAAGCCUUUCAUUGUUUUGGAAAGAAGAUUGCGUAUUGAGGCCAAGGAGCGUGUCAAGUCUGUGUUUCACGCAAAAGAAUGUGGAAAAAUAGUCAAUUUCAGAUGUGGAAGUGACGCAAAGUGGGUUCUGGACAAGCUGGAAGAAGUGAGAAAUUGCCUUCCACAGAUAUAAAUGGUAUUGGAAAAUAUUACAAAUUCCAUAGAACUAUCAUGUGCACUAACUCACGUUAGACUUUGAUAAUAUAGAUGUUUGUACUUGUACAUACAAUAAUAUACACAAUGGUCUCAGAAUCCCUGGUCUGUUUUUGCCUGCAAAUUCUGAUUAAAAUGUAAGACCUACUGAUUAUUGAAUUAGUAAAGAAAUGUGAAAGUUGCGUCUCAUAUAUGAUUUUUGACCAAUGUGUGCAACUUUUAAUAUGUGAAUGAUCAUUACACGUCCUUUCUGUUUUUGUAUUAGAUUUGGUGUAAAAUGAAAUCUUGUAUUGAAUUGCUUCCUUUGAAUAAUAAUAAUAAUAGACAGUGUUUACUCCUCACGGCAAAAUAAUUUUUCAGUUCCACCUUUAAAGCCUUCACAAUGGAAAGUACCACUCUACCAAGUGCCACGCAAAUAAAUAUCUUUGAAGUGUCAAUGUUCACCAUUGAUCAAGUGAUGAUGAGUGACCUUUUUUUUACAUUAUCUUAUCUCUAAUGAUGCAACGUGAGACAUUCAGAAGUUUCACUUUUUCAAAGGGACAUUUUUGUUCUGUUUUUGUUUAUUUUUGAUUUCUUUCGAUGUAUUUAAGAGUUGAAAUAUUUUCUUUGAGAAGCAAGAUUUUCUUGUUUCUGAUCAGUGACCUGAACGUUCAGCUUAGUCCAGCGAUUUCCUAAUACAGGCAAAUAAACAAAUCUCUUUAGCAUUGAACGAUUCUGUUUCUGAUCAUGCAUUACUAGAUUUGCUUAUGCAUGACACAACACGUACUUGAUCAUUGUUCUAAGUAAAUUAAAAUCUUAUCUAUUCUAUAUGCCAAUAUGUCUAAAUGUCACUUUGUUUGAGAAUUUUAUCUGCAGUUAAGUAAGAAAACUUAUCGCACCAAAUUUCUGUGAAGGUCCAGUUAUUUCUAAAACAAUGUAUACAGGUAUACUUAAAAGCAAUUUUUGCUCUGAGUAUUCAGUGCACUAAAUUAGUACAUGUGGUAGCUUGUGCAAUAUCUUCAGUUUGAAAAAACUUAACUGCUGGAUAUUUCAAACUGUGUCAAGUCCUGUCGUGAAGUGCACUUGUUGCAGAAUCCAUCGCAAGUAUAUUCUGUUGUGAAUGUAAGCAUUCUCUAUCAUUCAGCAAAUUGAUGCAAUCUGCAUUUGCCCAUAACCGUAUUAAUGCCAAUGAAGUGUCACUUUCUUUGCCUUACCUGUUUUGUUAUAUAAAUAACCACACAUGCAACUAAUUAAUUUUAAUUAAUACAAAGCCAUCUCUUGUGUUCUUGUUCAUUAAUAGUGUUACAGGAACACAAAUUUAUUCACAAUGAUUAUGUUGAUCAAAAUAUAAUGUAAGUUUAGAUUAUGUAUGCAAAUAAGAAUUCAUAUUGUACUUUUCGGUUGAGAUACAUUGCAGAUAACUCCUAAAUCUUGUGUAGUAACUAAUUGGCAUUCACCCAGAAAACACACAGUUGCACCACUUUACAGUACAUCCCAUGAAGCACUUUUUGAGAUAUCUUGGCAACUUGAUAGGACGCUAUAUUAAAUGCAAAGAUUGUAAUAACUAGGCUCUUUUGCCUCCAAAUGUGCGGCUCAUUAAAUACAAUGGCAAUUUU
Messenger RNA from Callorhinchus milii (elephant shark), 11287 nucleotides. RefSeq names its product vacuolar protein sorting 13 homolog A (gene vps13a). NCBI's taxonomy places the organism in Eukaryota, Metazoa, Chordata, Chondrichthyes, Chimaeriformes, Callorhinchidae. The coding region runs from base 55 to 9672 and encodes 3205 amino acids. The transcript is spliced from 72 exons. Gene Ontology annotation, cellular component: extrinsic component of membrane. The record is from RefSeq and is a predicted model, not a curated record. Gene Ontology annotation, biological process: protein targeting to vacuole; autophagy; protein retention in Golgi apparatus.